AUGACCGCACCUCUUUGUAAUGACCACCUCGACUCAUUCAUCGUCUCGUCUCGCCCACCACCGACCCCGCUUGCCACCUCCCAGGAAAUCCGCGACCGCGCUUCUGCAUUCAUUGCGUAUAUCUACGCCGCCGCGACCGAGUCACAGGCCAAUUCCUGUGUGAACCACACGAAACGCGUGCUGCAUAGCGAGAAACCGGCGUCGCACGUGAUGUUCGCGUGGAGGUGCAUGCUGGUGAAGGCGGGGUGCACGGGGCUGGGCGGGGAGGACGAGUUUGAGGUGAAGGAGGGGAGCGAGGACGACGGCGAGAAAUACGGUGGGCAGAAGAUCCUGACUGCGAUGCGGAAGCAGGGCACGCUUGACGCGGUGGUGGUCGUCUGUCGGUGGUAUGGCGGGACGAUGCUCGGCCCGGUCCGGUUUACGCAUAUCGAGACGAGCACUUUGGAGGUGUGUCGAGAGUUCAAGCGGCAAGAGGACAUAAAAGCAGCGCUGGCGACGCUGAGGACACUCGACGACCUGCUCGCCCAACUGCGAGAGCAACUUGGCUCCAGUUCGAAAGCAAAAACGCCAGACUACACCGGCUGGAUCGACUGGGACCUGGAGAGGGCACACCGACUUGUCCGGGCCCGGGAGAGUGCCAUUUCGAAUACGAAGAAGCUUAUCGCAAAGCACCAGCAAAAGCCAACAUAG
Mycena indigotica is the source of this 690-nucleotide messenger RNA. Its product is annotated as UPF0029 domain-containing protein. Gene Ontology annotation, cellular component: cytoplasm. NCBI's taxonomy places the organism in Eukaryota, Fungi, Basidiomycota, Agaricomycetes, Agaricales, Mycenaceae. The record is from RefSeq and is a predicted model, not a curated record. Gene Ontology annotation, biological process: regulation of translational initiation. The transcript has 2 exons. The coding region runs from base 1 to 690 and encodes 229 amino acids.